Molecule: messenger RNA, 1260 nt
Organism: Ogataea parapolymorpha DL-1
Lineage: Eukaryota; Fungi; Ascomycota; Pichiomycetes; Pichiales; Pichiaceae
Product: putative casein kinase I
Exons: 1
Coding region: 1-1260 (419 amino acids)
Biological process (GO): endocytosis; signal transduction; peptidyl-serine phosphorylation
Cellular component (GO): nucleus; cytoplasm
Molecular function (GO): ATP binding; protein serine/threonine kinase activity
Source: RefSeq, a predicted model, not a curated record
AUGGAUUUACGGGUCGGCAGAAAGUACCGGAUCGGCAGAAAGAUCGGGUCAGGUUCUUUCGGUGAUAUCUAUCUUGGUACAAACAUUAUUUCCGGUGAGGAGGUCGCUAUCAAGCUUGAGAACGUUAGAGCUAAGCACCCGCAACUGGAAUACGAGGCAAAAGUCUACAAGGCUCUUUGUGGGGGAGUCGGUAUUCCUUUUGUAAGAUGGUUCGGAACCGAAUGCGAUUACAACGCUAUGGUUAUCGAUCUUCUCGGACCAUCUUUGGAGGACCUCUUCAACUACUGUAACAGAAAGUUCUCAUACAAGACUGUCCUUUUGCUUGCAGAUCAGCUUCUCUGCAGAAUUGAAUUCAUACACGCCAGAAGCUUUAUCCACAGAGACAUCAAACCUGACAACUUUUUGAUGGGUAUCGGCAAAAAAGGCUCACAAGUGAACGUGAUCGACUUUGGACUUGCAAAGAAGUUCAGGGACCCAAGGACCCAUCUGCACAUUCCUUACAGAGAGAAUAAAAAUCUUACUGGAACAGCAAGAUAUGCAUCUAUCAACACCCAUCUCGGUAUCGAGCAAUCUAGAAGGGACGAUUUGGAAUCUUUGGGUUAUGUCCUCAUAUAUUUCUGCAGGGGUUCUUUGCCAUGGCAGGGUUUGAAGGCGGCCACUAAGAGACAAAAGUACGACCGUAUCUUGGAGAAAAAGAUGGCAACCCCUGCUGAAGUUUUGGCUAGAGGCCUUCCUCUUGAAUUUAGACAUUACUUGAACUAUGUGAGAGCAUUAAGAUUUGAUGACAAGCCUGACUAUAUUUAUUUGAGAAAGAUAUUCAGACAACUAUUCAUUAGGGAAGGAUACCUUUAUGAUUCGAUUUUCGACUGGACCGUUUUCAAGUACAAGCUGCACCAGCAGCAACAGCAGCAACAGCAACAGCAACAAAAGGCCAUUCAAAAUGGCGACGAAGCUGAAGGAAAGCAGGAGGAGAAGCAGGAGGAGAAACUAGAGCCGACACCAUUACAGCAACCAUUACAGCAGCAGCAUACUCUUUCAUCGCAACAGCAAUAUUACCAAGAUCCAGUUUCGAGCCCUAAUGCCGUGAAACCACUAUUACAACAAUCGCAAACACAAGCCCAACCAGUUCCUGACCCAUCUCCAUUACCUGCAGGCACUCAAUACAAGAGCGUUCAACAAGGUUACAACAUUAAGUCUGCUUCUCAAUUCAAUGCUCCGCCAAACCACGAACAGUCGAACUUCAAUCCAGCAUGGCUCUAG